CGCGGCGCAGCGCAGCCAGUGCCGCAGCCGCUGGGUAGUGCGCGUCUUCUGCGGAGGGUCGCAGCGAGAGACGAGAUGGGUGUCGAGAUAGAAACCAUUACCCCGGGAGACGGAAGGACCUUCCCUAAAAAAGGACAGACGUGCGUGGUGCACUAUGUCGGUUCACUGACGGAUGGCCGGAAGUUUGACUCCUCCCGGGACAGAGACAAGCCCUUUCGGUUUAAAAUAGGAAAACAGGAAGUCAUUCGAGGCUGGGAGGAGGGCGUCGUCCAGAUGAGUGUCGGCCAGAGGGCCAAGCUGACCUGCUCCCCUGAUUACGCCUAUGGGUGUAAGGGUCACCCUGGCAUCAUCCCGCCUAAUGCCACGUUGAUCUUCGACGUGGAGCUGCUGGGGCUGGAGUGAAGCUACCCAGAGCAUCUUGUUGCCUCCUGCCCUGGGCUUACGGAGAAAGCUAGGAGAGUGUGCACUUGAACAUUAAAGGGGCUUGUCUUAUAGUUCCACUUUGGUCACUAUUUAUCCAUAUAGAAAACAUUCUGUGUAUCAUCUGUGACUCAGCUUUUUUUUUUUUACACACACACCCUUCCUUUGAAAGUAUGGGCCAUAACCUUUAAAACCUCGUGAAGUUCUUAAUCUUGAAUUUUAAUUGUGCAUUUGUUUUCAGGGAGGGUAUCUGUUUGGAUUUUUGCUCUUUUUUGUGUAGAAUACGUUGUGCAUGAUCAAGCAUUUUACUGAUUAUACCAAUGAACAGUGGCAGUGGGAGAGGAAGAGGGUGAAUAUACAGUAAUGUACAGCAGAUCGGCGGGGUACUGCAGUAGCCAGACAAAGUGCAAUGUUUAUACAGAAAAGCACUGCGUGUUAAAUGUUUUACACUGUUCUGAGUCAUUUUGAGACAGGAUAAUUCACCUGAUGGACUGUACAGUUUCCCUCGUGGGAAAUGGAGUGGGGGUGGGUUUUAUAUUGGAAUAUCCCGGAAUAACGUAAGCAGUUUUGAAUGAGAGGAAUCUCUUUAGGCUGUCAUUCCUGCGUUGCUGUUGGAAACCUACUGAUCCCAGGACGAUAUCCAAGCGCGUCUUGAGCAGCAGAGGACAUGGCUUUCGCCAGAGUGGCAGGGGAGGUUGUUCCAUGCACCUGCCAUUCUUGGUGUAAGGCGUAUCCCAUUUUCAGUCCUCUAUGCUCUGCUUCUUGAAUUCCCCUUGCACGUCCCGCGGUCCCACACUGUGUGCGCCGUGAGAGACGUGAUGGAGCAUCGUUUGGCUGUGCAGUGCCAGGUUAAUUAUUGCUUUGGAAUUGGAGGUUGGAGGGAGGAAAGUGUGGUACCCCCAGGUCACUGUGUUCCUUCAUCUGUCUGGAACUAGAAUGGAUUUGCAUGUCUUGUUUAAGAAUUCAGUUUGUCUGCUUGUAUGGUUUACAUUUUUUUUUCUCUGGCCUCAGCUGUAUUCACAAAGCCAUAACGGAAAGAUGACAAAACAGACCAUGCUGGGGAGUGUAUUUAAAGUUGUAGGACUUCUUACACAGUGCCUAAGCAUUUUGGGCAGGGGAACAUGCGAUCUGCCCCGAUUUUCAUCUGAACAACUUGCCAUUGUUUUGCAGAGACGAAAGCCUAAACUGAAUCAUUUCUACUCUUUUAAACGAGGCUUCAGAAAACCCCACACAGGGCUUUUACAAAUCGUCGGAGUUACCAGUAAUUGCUCCCUACUGCCUAAAUAUUUUUGUAGGGCCAGAAGCAUCCUUUGUAAUUACAGAUGCUGGUUUUAGAAAACAAACACAAAACACGCAUAAGAAGAUGCUGGUCAUCACAACUGUAAUGUAUGCUUUCCAGUGUGGCUUAUCUUGUCCUUCACUGCACUGUAUAUCUGCUUCAGAACACGCAGGGAACAAAAAUAAACAGGAAAUCAAAAUAUGCUGUUGCAAUAAAGUGCUUUCUACCUGCUUUGGAAAA
Molecule: messenger RNA, 1939 nt
Organism: Lepisosteus oculatus (spotted gar)
Lineage: Eukaryota; Metazoa; Chordata; Actinopteri; Semionotiformes; Lepisosteidae
Gene: fkbp1ab
Product: FKBP prolyl isomerase 1Ab
Biological process (GO): protein peptidyl-prolyl isomerization
Cellular component (GO): cytoplasm; sarcoplasmic reticulum membrane
Molecular function (GO): peptidyl-prolyl cis-trans isomerase activity
Source: RefSeq, a predicted model, not a curated record